Molecule: messenger RNA, 3075 nt
Organism: Paraphaeosphaeria sporulosa
Lineage: Eukaryota; Fungi; Ascomycota; Dothideomycetes; Pleosporales; Didymosphaeriaceae
Exons: 4
Coding region: 1-3075 (1024 amino acids)
Biological process (GO): mitotic sister chromatid cohesion
Cellular component (GO): chromatin; nucleus
Molecular function (GO): protein-lysine-acetyltransferase activity
Source: RefSeq, a predicted model, not a curated record
AUGUCCACUAUGCGCGCAAAAAAAGUCAUCCGCACCUACUCCCGCAGGCGGCAACCCUCGUUAUACGAUGAAGAACCACAGGAGUCGCCCGCGAAGCGCAGACGCGUCGCGUCUACACAUCGGGAAGAUGCGAUUGCGAUUGGAGAUGGGAGGGAUGCAGAAUUAGUACCGCAAUCAUUGGACAGCUCUUCAGCACGCGAUAGCUCCGCGCUGCCGUCCAGUCCCAAAGACGCGGCAGCCUUGUUCUCUGACGAUGCGCCCCGGUCCACUCCACCAUCCUCUCCAACACGGCAGAGGUCGACACCGCCAUUGUGCAAGCGGAGACCAGUGUUCUCCUUCGUGAAGCGGCAAACGAAACCACCAGCGCUCGCGAAAGAGCCACUGUCGGAGAAAAGCAUCAACGUGAACACACCCCAGCGGGCCGCAAAGAAGCAGAAGAAGUUGGUGCAGAUGCAGCUCGAUCUGGUCGCGGAGCCGAACAAAACAUGCAAGCUCUGCGGCAUGGAAUACGUCCCGUCACUCGCUGAAGACGCCGCACUGCAUCGCAAGUUCCAUGCCAUGAACAUGGGAGGCGUCGACAUUAGCAAAGCCAUGUCUGAGCGGCUCCGGCAGAAUCAGGUCUGGUCUGGUGGGGAAAGAAGCUUCGUCGCGGUCGUCAGCCGCAGAGACGCACUCGCCCUGCGCAAUAAGGCGAGGGGAGUAUUGGAAGUCGUCAAUACCGAACUAGGAGCCGUACCAAUUCCGGACGAGGCUCUGUGGAGCCAGAUACGCAAGUCACUAACUUCGACAACGCUAGCGACCGAAGAGGCGCAGCAGGCAAAAAAGGAACACUCGGAUCAUUCUGUCAGCGAUCGAUACAAGGUGUAUCUAUACGUGCAGGGCUCAAAGUGCGUGGGAGCGUGCUUGGCGGAGCGGAUUCAGGAGGCGUUCCCUGUGGAGGGUGACGCGGCAGCGGAAACGCCCGGUCAACUCCCUGCGGAUACCAAUAGCUCGUCAAUUUGUGUCAGCGAGGCGCGAAAACCUGCCAUACUGGGUAUUUCGAGGAUAUGGACGUCAAACUCGCACCGAAAGCACGGCGUCGCAACGAUCCUGCUGAACUUGGCGAGAGCGAAUUUCCUGUACGGCAUGACAAUUAGCAAGGAAGAGGUGGCCUUCAGUCAACCCACAGAGAGCGGAGGAAAGCUGGCUAGGAAGUGUGAAAGAACGGGGAGUAAUGCUUGUACAGUGCUCGAAGCCUCGCCGGCACCUGCGAAGACAAAGAAAACCGUCCGUAUAGAAUCGCCCACCGAGACAAGUCCCCCGCAUCCGGACUUCGGCCAUGUAGACAACGAAAUAACAUACCCAACGGCUCGCGGUCGUGCCAGGUCGCCGCCGCGCGACUCAUCAGCUGCGUUCGCAGAUGAACUCGAAGAUCGACAGCCUCAAGAUCCCACCGGCCGAGACGUGGAUGGGCGCGGAAUGUUGGGCAGUGCGUGGAAGAGCCCCGCAGCUCCUCAAUCUGCGACAUCACCCAGCGGUGUACCUGCGAAUCCCUUCUCGCGCACCCUGGCUACCAUCGAGCCGCAGGAGAAGGGCGGGGACGUGGCGGGGCAGCCAAAAGAACGGACUGCUACCGAUCAAAUCGCGCCCGGACCCAAGCGACAGUCGCUGAACGUCGAAGGCUUCAAGAAUUUGCUGAUGCAAGGCAUAAUCACCAGUCCGCGCAAUUCCGCGCCUCCGCCCGUCGCUCCUGCCUCCAACCCGCUCAGCCCUGCCGUCUUCGAGAGUAGCAGCAGCACCGACACCUCUUCAAUAUCACGGCAAUCAAUAUUCGAUACAGCACAAGAACCGCAUCCCGAGUCACCGCGAACAUCUUACGAUAUGGCAGCUUCAGACGACGAACACGCCGGUCUGGUGCAAGGGGAAGCGCCCAAGAAAGAGAAGAAGAAGCCGCCGCCAGCACCAAGACAUCGCCACGGGAAGCUCGUAAAAGAGCGGACGCCGCAGACAGUUCCCUUUGACGACUUUACCGUCGCAGAGGUGACGCCAGACGUGAAGACGCACAAGAGAACCAACUCGGACCUGAACAAGCCGCUUCCUCCCACGCCUCCCAUCCCGACAUCAGCACCACCGCACAUCAUUUCACAAGACGCCUCUUAUAGCACUGUAUCACUAGCAGACACGAGAGACAGCGAAACGGCGAGUAUAUCAGAAGCAGCACCUUCCCGACCACAGAAGAAAGUCCCCCCGCCAGUUCCGUUGGCAAGACGUCAAAGCCAGCUGCGCAGCUCCACCACAGGCAACCGAUCCCGCAGCAACUCCUCCCUUACUAUGUCAUCCCAGCACUCGACCGACCUCCCACCCAUUGCUUCCGCCCAGGAACUAUCCCCACAAACGUCCGCAACCCAUAAAGCUCCACCACCACCUCCCCCCUCACGCCGCCACGGUAACGCUCUCCCAACAAUAAACACAUCCAGCGCGAACUCCUCCACUACCGAGCUCUCUAUCUCCGCUCGCCCCACGACAUCCUCUCCAAAUCCACCUUCCUCCCGCCGCACGACGCUCACCUCGGAGCCCUCUUCGCCCACAGGAGUUACACGCACGCCCUCCAUGCACUCCGGGCGCACCACCUCCCGCGCCGUAUCGAGCGAAAGCACCAACGCCAACGCCAAUCUCCCACCGCCACCGCCACCCCCUCGACGCCGCCAGUCAGGCCGCUCGAGCCUCGACAUGCAGCGGCCGAGUCUACCACCGGGUAGCUCGCCAGCUGGAUCACGACACACAAGCACAGAGCACAAACGGCUCUCGCGCAGCUCGAUUGACGGGAAGCGGCAGGGCAGCAUCGCGAGCGUGAGUUCCGCGCUGAGCAAGGAGUAUGCGCCCGACGAUCAGGCGCUGUAUUCGCCGCGGGAGGAGGUCGAGGAUCCUUCUGAUGCUCAGGGGCUUGGUGUUGAGGGAUCAAGUGUGGAUGCUCCGGUCGGACGAGGGCAAGGGCGCGAAAAGGAGGGUAGCAAUGCAAGUAAUAUACUGGAUGAUAUGGAGCGAUUUCAGAGAGAGAUUGAUGAGCUGAGGGAGAAGUAUAAGAAGGCGGCCUAG